AUGGACUCAUCGCCGCUUGUGAAAGCUCACGACCACGUGCGCGCUGCAGGCGUAGCCCACCAGUCAUCCGAUAGCACGGUCGCAAUCACCGAACACACUCAAGCUGCCGGCGAGUUUGCCAACGCCGCCAGGUCAACCUCGAGCAUCGAAGCUCUCCGAACCCUCAAACUUUUGGAAGAGCACCAUCGGAAGAUCGCAGAUAUCCUCAAACGUCCUACCGCGCCUGCUCCCCAAGUCGACGAUACCGAUGUUAGCGAAAAGGAUUCAUCCGACAAGACCAGCAUUGCCUCCCAAGAUGCGCACGACAAGAAAGAAAACAAGAAUGAUUCUCCGGCGUCCAAGAAGAUAGCUCCUCCUACUCAGAGGCGAUAUGCCCACCGCGAAAUGUCUUCAUCCAUUGCCAGCAACUUGGCUAAUGCUCGCGGUAUCCCGUCGAAGUAUCGAGGCCAGCCUCUUGCGCCGAGUGUUAGUAACGACCAGGCUCCAGGCAACCUUGAUGCGGCGAGCCAUUCUCGAGGAACAAAAGCCAAGAUGCAAAAUAUUAUUGAUCACCGGUCCGGUAAACCAACAUGGGUUCCUCCUGCCCCUGUGACUACACGCUCCGAUAGCCAUGGAAAGGGCUCAUCUUCCCCACGGUCUGAUGCUGCAUCUUCCGUGCUAGCCAGUGACGAUGGCGGAUACACACGAUUCUACAACGCUUUCGGAAGUAUCAUGAACAAGAUUUCGGCACCUUUGGCCUUUGCUGGGCUGCCCUUGAUCCAAGAAGAAUCCUCCAUCUCAGAACCCCAAGAUUCUCCAGAAAUGUCCCCCAAGCGUAGUCACCUCAAGGUUUCCCCAUCCAAGGUUCCAGAACCGGACAUCAGCAAGAUUUAUUCGCAGGCAACACUGAAGACUUUGGCAAGAGAGGGACAUGGGCCGACCGAUUCUUUCUAUGUCGUACCCAGUACUGGUCACACCAUGUCUUAUGCGAAUAUCUUGAGUUUUGCCGAAAAAGAAAAGAGGCGCCUUGGGGCUUCGUCCCACAGCGACCUUCUUGACGUUCCGGAUGAAGAUGAUGACGACUUUGUUGAUGCCCGGGAGGCGCCCUCGCUAUCGCCUGGAGCCAAACGACGCAUCGGCCGUGCCAGCACUGACAGGGAACUAAACAACACUAUCGAGGAAUUAUAUACUGAAAACAAAUCUCUUAAAGAUAUGCUCGACAAGCUGACCAAGCGACUCCAUGCAUUUGAAGCCAGCGCUCAGACUUCAGCUAUGGCCCUUGCUGAAAGUUAUCGCCUCAUGCGUCCUGGAUCUCCUUCUGCCUCCCCUCAUCCGAGCAAGGUAGCAGAUGAAAAUUUGCGACGCAAGAAUCAAGAGAUUGAAGAACAGCUCGCUGCUGCUGUGAAACAGAUAGAGAGGCUCGAGAAGGAUAACCGUAAAAUGCAAAAGGUUCUGGAUAAGUAUCGAGAGAAGUGGGAGACGCUGAAAGCGGGAGCAAAAGCUCGGAGAGAGGCUCAAGGGGUUGGUGAGAGUGUAGACGAUGCGUCGACGACCGGGUAG
Messenger RNA from Fusarium pseudograminearum CS3096, 1539 nucleotides. RefSeq lists its product as uncharacterized. The record is from RefSeq and is a predicted model, not a curated record. Bases 1 to 1539 code for a protein of 512 amino acids. The transcript has a single exon. NCBI's taxonomy places the organism in Eukaryota, Fungi, Ascomycota, Sordariomycetes, Hypocreales, Nectriaceae.